Messenger RNA from Zea mays, 1683 nucleotides. RefSeq lists its product as uncharacterized. Lineage: Eukaryota; Viridiplantae; Streptophyta; Magnoliopsida; Poales; Poaceae. The record is from RefSeq and is marked validated.
UUUCACGCGCAGGCUGCUUAUCCUUCGUGUGCGGUCUUCUUCUCCCCAGCUCCCUCUGCUCGCUCCAUCUCUGUCCGUCGCUCCUAGCCCCAGCUCUGGUGCCGCGUCUCCCUGCUCGCUCGCGCUCUGCCGAGCGGCUCUGCCUGCGCGCGCGUCCCUCAGGCCUGCGCGCGAGCUCAACAUCUCCCUGUGUUCGCUCGGCGCUCAACUCCCCUGCGCGCGCAGCCUUCCUCUCGGCACGUCGGUGAAGCUCUAGCUCUUGCUCGGCCGCUGUUCUCCCCUGCGUGCCGACUUCUCUGCUCCCGUCGUGAACCUCCUGCUCCCUCUGUCCGUUCAUGGCACGUCCAUCUCCUUCAGCUUGCUGGUCGCGAGUCCCUGCCCAUGGCCGAGGUCCCUUUCCUACGCGCGUGCUCGCCGUCUCUGCUCCUUUGUCGUGGUCGUCGCGCGCCUGCGCGCAGCUCGCGCCCUGCUAGUCCCUGCUGCGGGUUGUCGAGCUCUCUGCGCAUGCGCAGCUUGCUCUUUCGUUGUUUGUCGUGCGCACGAAAAUUCUCUGCUCGCAACGGCGUGUCAAGUUUCCGCGUCGAGCUCCUCUCGUGCGUGCCCGUCGUCGUCUCCGAGUUGAUUCUUAGCUGUCGUAGUAUUUUUAGUUAUCCCGGCUGCGUCUAUGGCCGUCAAAUCAUCAGAGUCGUUCAACUCGCCGAUCACCUCUUGGUCGAUCAUCGAUUUUCUAUUUGCCAUGAUACAACACCGUUGUUAAAUCCAGUCUCUAACCCGCCAUGGCGUUCGUCGUCCUCUAGUCCCAGUUCGACCCCACCUCACCAGCUCGCACCCGACUUUAGCUCAAAGUCGUCGUCGUUCCGUGCAUCAGCAAGAAAUCCCAAGAAUCGGGUGAAGACGAAGCUAGCAGCGCCAUAUUCCCCAAGCGCUCGACAAAUUGCCUGGACCGGAAAAUCGCUACCGAUCUCGCGGAUUCGUGUCAGCUGUGGAAACGAGGACCAAAACUGAGUCGACCACAAGAUGCUGGAAAGUGUGAGCUUCUCCGCAAGAUAAUAUUGAUGGAUUAACCCGAAGAUAGAUGGACGAAGCAAGUAUCGGAACAAAGGCUGAUCGUCAAGUGGUCGCCACCUAACAAACACUAACCUAGUGUUUAUUUCAGGCAAGCCCCGGUGCAUGCAACCCCUUCCUUGUGUUUUCAAAUAAUUUUUGCACACUUUAAGUCUAGUGAAAUGUGCAUUAGGUUUAUAGGAGUUGCUUGAAACCCUUUGAUGCAUUGCCUUCCUUGAUAUCCAUACCUUUAUAGAUACUUCUGGUGAAGUAUCAAAAUAUGAUUUACAAAAAUGCUUAGCCCUGCUUAGAUCUUGUGGUUAGAGGUUGUCUUUUGCAAUACUGCCUAGCUCAGGGGUUAUCCUGAGGAAAGAUGGCUUUUACCUGCAAGAAUAUUUUCAUUGAGAGCGUGGUGGGAUCUUACUGCAAAGUUCCCUGUGAUGCUCUUUUCAUCCUAAGGAACACAAACAAUCCUAAGGGUGGAAAUACUUAAAUCGGGACUUGGGCUAGGAACAGGUGAUGUUCUACCCAGGUUGAUUAAGGAUUGGAUGCGUAUGUAGGCUUGAUGAUCGAGGACCCUUUAACUGGUCACAUGCCUCGUCAUGGGUAAGCCUUGCCUCGGGCAGACUAAGGCCAGAA